Messenger RNA from Pezoporus flaviventris, 2587 nucleotides. RefSeq names its product LYR motif containing 1 (gene LYRM1). Bases 201 to 578 code for a protein of 125 amino acids. The record is from RefSeq and is a predicted model, not a curated record. The transcript is spliced from 4 exons. Gene Ontology annotation, cellular component: mitochondrion. NCBI's taxonomy places the organism in Eukaryota, Metazoa, Chordata, Aves, Psittaciformes, Psittacidae.
UUCAGUUAUUUGAAAUAACAUAGGAAAUCCAGAGAUAAAACACAAGUCCUUGGUUUUACUACUUAAUUGUAUUCUCUUUGCAUGCAGUUCCCUUUUUCUGAUCAAAAGAUUGCUCCGUAUGUAAGAAAAAGCUUAGAAGAGAUCCCAGUUCAGUCAGAAAUCCAAGGCAUGAAUAGAACAGCAAAGCCUCAUCCCAGCUGAUGAACAGUAUGACCCCAGUUACUCGACAAGAAGUUCUUGGCCUUUACCGCAAGAUAUUCCGAAUAGCCAAAAAAUGGCAAUCAGCAUCAGGACAGAUAGAAGAAACUGUUAAAGAGAAAGCGUACAUUAUCAAUGAAGCCCAAACAUUAUUCCGAAAAAACAAAAAUGUAACAGAUCCAAAGUUGAUUAAGCAGUAUAUAGAAGAAUGUGAGGCAAGAAUUGAAAUUGGACUUCACUAUAACAUCCCCUACCCAAGGCCUAUCCACCUGCCUCCUAUGGGUCUUGCCCAUAAACAAGGCCGUAUGUUGCGACACCAGGAAAAGUUAAGGAAGAUUUCUAAGCCAAUAUACUUGAAAUCCCAUGAUGAAGUUUCAUAACCCAUUAUUUAAGAUGUGAUGUGUAAUCACAUCAUUUAAACUGUGGACUGCAAUCGAGGUGAUUUGUGUGCACAUCUGUGAAUGAAGCUGUUUGGUCACCUGCUCACAUAUUUCUGGAUGCCAGAAAGCGAUGAUAUAAUGUAUACGAUGGACAAGAUUGGUCUGGUAUUUAUUACAUUUCAACCACUGACGCCUCAAUAAAGGUAACACUUUUCAAGGAGCGAGGUGUGAUACAAGAUUACUUUGACAUCAGGAAAAUUACAUCAGGUUUUUAAACUCUGUUCAUUUAUAGCAGGGUUCCCUGGUGGUUUGAGAAUUAUAUAUGCUCAGUUGUGAUUCAAGGCAGUGCCUUGUGUAAGAGUCAGCAAGAAUCAAGAAAGCCCAGGAGAAUAAAGCAGACACUGUACCUCCAGACCUUCCAAAUGCAGGUGGGAAUACACUGACUGCAGCUGCACUCCUUCCUCUCUUGUCCCUGCUCUGCCUAUUGUCCCUGAAGAAUCGUUCCAGUUUCAUAGUACCCUUAUAGAGAAAUAUUGUUUCUAAAGGGACAGUAGCAAAGGGACAGCAGAAAUGCCACAAGUCCUCCUUUUAUCUUUUUGCAAAUUGCAGGGGAGUAGCCUAGACCCUCUAUGUCAUCUUUUCUUUUGGUUCCCCCUCACUUCCUUUGGACAGGGCGUGGAUAUGAAAUGCAAAGUUUGGAAUGCCAUUACACAACUUGGAGUGAAACAUUCCACUCUUGGGUUCCUCGGGUUCCUCAGGUUCCCAUGUAUGGACUGACUGAAAACUCUCCCUUCAGGGUAUCACUAUGGAAGCCAGCUUAGGAUGCUUUGCGUGUCUUCACUGUGCAUUUUUACAUGGUUAGCUUUUCAGCAUAAUCAGCACACUGGCUUUCUCAACAAUUAUUUUAGAGUUAGGUUUUAAUUCUUACAUUAUGGACAGAACUUCACCUUUAUUAAAAGAAAGCACCUACAACUAUUUCUUCUGCCUUUUAAGUUUGAGGGCCAUUUCUGUUUUGCAGGUGCCUCGUGAAUGGAAGUGAAAUUAAAUUAAUUGCCCCCUCACUGGCCACCAAUUGUUUUGGCUCCCUUUCAGUGCUCUGGCUUUACCAGGCUGUUUUCUUCAGGAAAGGUAGGCUAGAAGUACCAAUGAGACCAAGCUGUGGACAAGAACCACACUCUACUGGGAGACUGUAUAAGCACAGCCCACAGCUGUGUUGAGGGCAGAGGGUAUGAGCAGCAACCUAUUCCAGCCAGAAGUUAAGGAUGGUAAAAAAAGCAGAUUUGAAAAAUGCAGUGUACAUUAUUUCCUACUGAAAUGGGCAAAACCAAUGAAGUAUCAUUUUCUGAGCUCUACAAGUUCUAAUAGAAAAUGGCAAAGAAAUAUUCCUGUCUACCUUAAAAAUAAGUUAAAACUGGUCAUGUGCAGAACAGAGUGACAGUUGCUUCCCAAGAAUGUACUGUGGAAAAAAAAAAAAACAAGUGGAUGAGAAAGUACAAGGAAACAAUGAGAAGAACAAGUCAGCAUGACAGGUACUGUCUAGUCCAAUUUCUCACUACCUUUUAUGGCUCCAGUCCACAAAGGUAUCUAUUCCCAUAUAAUUAUUUCCUGGGAAUACCUCCUGUGGGAAGUAUCAUGUAAAAUGCCAUUGUUCUGCCUGUCAGUGGGAGCUUUGCAAAUUUACUGCUGCCAGGAAGACACAAAACAAAACUCCUUUAGCAGAGGAAAAGUGGGAUGGAACAAAGACAGUAAAAAAUAACGUGAUUAUACACACUGCUUAAUCCUUCAUUGAAACAAGUCCAAAUACAGUCUUUUCCUAUCCUCAUGCACAGUGUAGACGUGUCAAUUGAGCCAAAGAAAAAUGUGCAGAGACAAGUGUUUUGAAUGGGAGCUUAGGCUUAUUCUUUAUCAUUGAGCUAUCAUUCUGAAUCUUCUGAAUUGUUAAAAUUCACGUGGCUAAUGAAGGUACUGAUGCUGUGACUCAUCAGGUGGAUAAACAGCUAUGUAAAUGA